Prorocentrum cordatum is the source of this 3980-nucleotide messenger RNA. The record is from the annotation of a GenBank genome assembly. NCBI's taxonomy places the organism in Eukaryota, Dinophyceae, Prorocentrales, Prorocentraceae.
GUGCGCCGCCGCCGUGGGCGAAGCGUCGGCGCAUCAGCCUGUACAGGGACGCGGACGAGACGGUGGAGGCGAGGCGCAGCCGCCUGCGCAGCGCGCUGAAGGACGCGGCUGUCAAGGGGGUGGAGACCUUGGUUGACGCGUCGCAGUACAUUCAGCGGCAGGAGCUCUCGUUCGACGAGGGCAUGGACCCCGCCUUGGAGUUCAUGUGGGUGAUGGGGUUGUCCCCCGCCGCCGUUUUCUGCCACCUCCUGGGGCAGCUGCGGAGGCUCUUCGCGGAUUGCUUGCGCGGUAAGCCUCGGGAGGUGUUGGAGCGCGUCCUGACCGACAUGCUGCUGAACGCGGACGUGUCGCACGUGCGGGACCUGGUGGUCGCGGUGGUGCAACACCUCGUGAAGCUGCCCGCCCCGCGGGGCGAGGCGGAGAGGCAAGCGAUCUGCAGGCUGGGCGAGGCCUUCCUCCGCGACAGGGCCUCCCUGGAGCAGCUGCCGCACUCCCUGCAGAGGCGCGUCUGGGAAGAGCAGCCAGAGCUCAUCGCGGACAGGGUGGAGCCGCUGGCGGCCGAGUGGGUGCGUGGUAUGCGCGAGCGCUUGGGAGUGCUGAUGAUAGACUUGAAGCAGAAGCCGCCAGAGCUGCGUCGGCGGGAGGACAAGCUGUUGCAGAGGCUCGCCGAGCUGGUGGGCACAUCCGCCUCGCUGUACCGUGCCGUGCGGCAGUUCCUCCAGCGCCGCUUCGAGCACGCCGCCGACUCUGGCGGUCCAGCGCUGCGGCUACCAGCGCCGGCCAGAGGGGGCGCGGAUACCCGCGCUGCCGCGGCGGGCGCGCCGGUGUCGCUGGGGCGCGAGCCGUUGCUGGCAUCGCUGCGCUCGCAGCUGCUCUUGGUGCUGGUGGACAGAGGCGUGCUGCGUCAGUCCUUCGGGCCCUGGGCGGUGACAUCAACGUUUCGCGAGCAGUCUCUCAGUUACGGGAUGAGACUGACCGUGAGAGGUGGGAGGGUGAGCGGCACAUCCGAGCUCCAAGGCAUCAGCGAGGUCAACGGCACGCUCGACGGCUCCAGACUAGUCUUCCGGCAGGUAGGGGAGGGCGUCUCUUACCAUUGUUCCUGUACCGUGUCAGACGACCAACAGCGCCUCUUGGACGGCGUUUGGCAUGUUCUUGGCACCUCCCUGAUCGCAGGGGAGCAGGGCUACUUCACCGCGUCCCGCGAGGGCCCAGUGGUCUUUCUCGACGCCGCGGGUGAGGCCUGGGACCCCGUGACCCCGCUGGUGGUGGCGCUGGACAGGGUGCACCAGCAGAAAAGCGGCAUCGACGCCGCCACGCUCGCAUCUCUGCAGCAGAUCUUCCGGGGCCGCCGCUCCGCCGCGGCGGGCGGUGCCGACGCGGUGCCGAGCCACGAGGACGUCAGGCUCGCGCUCAUGGACCCGUGCGUGGUCCAGUCUGUGCUCCGAGGGCUGCUGGCCUCGAGAUCCUGCGAGGACGGCCUGCUUGGUCCUGAGGCCCGCUUCGCACUGUGGAGCGCUGAUCCCGCAGACCUGCUUGGCAGCGUGCCCUCGGCCACGGCGCUGGCUGCUGCAGGCCUGCAGUGCGGCCACGUCGCCGCCACCCUGCAGAAGCACCGGCACUGCAACCUCUGCGCGGGGGAGCCGGGCGCGGCCGCGACGCUGAACGCCGAGCUCGUGGAGAUGCUGCGGGGUAACAUCCGUGCACUCCCCGAGAGGGUCCCAGCGCUGACGGUGGCGCGCCUGUUGCUGAACGCCCUCAUGAAUAAGAGUCUCUUGUUCAAGCACCGCGAGGCCUUUCAGAGUUGCCUCCUCGUCGCGGCCGAUGUCGAGCGCGAGCUGGCCCAGCCGGGCUCGGCCCUGGACUGGGUGAUGCUGCAGCAGGUCGAUAUGCUGGUGGGGACCGCGCUGCACUUGCGAGACAAGUUUGACACUGGGCUGCGCAAGACUGUCACCGAGCACCUGUUCGCUCUUGCGCGCAGGGACCCUUGGGUGCACAGCCGCGUGGCCAAGCUGCUGGAGGUAUACCAGCUUCCCAGCUUUGCCUCGUCGAGAGAGGAGAUUAACUCCCUCACAGAGACCCUCAACCACGGGGCAUUGAAGGACAAGCACUACGACUGGUCAGUGGAGCUGUCGGAGGCGUACGUGCCCGUCCUCCGCAACAAGGCCCACUUGACCUCGAUCUACCGCGACUGCAGGCUCUGGAGACAGGCUGUGCACGGAGGCGCUGCCGUGACGGCGCCAGGUGGGGCUCCGCUUCCUCCGAGUGCCGGCGGCGCGGCGGGCCCGGCAUCUUUGGGGCUGUCCGCGAGCGUCGGCUCGCGCGAUGCGCUGAGCGCAGAGGACGCCAUCGUGGCUCCCAGGGUGUGCGAGAGGGUGCGCAAGUUCUGCACCGAGGGCGGCAGCACCAGAGAAAGGGCCCUGGAGGCUGCCUCGUUGCUGUCGGACUCGUUCCGGGGGUCGCACGGGUGGCUCGCCGAGCGGGCGGCCCGUGCCAGCCCCGCGCCACCAUGGACACCUGAGAGGAUCCUGCGCAGCCUGUUGAGGCGGAAGAUGGUGGCGGAAUUCAACGCCCACAAGGCCGACCCCUUGCUGAUGCCUGUUAACGGGGUCUUGCGCAUCCCUUCAUGGCUGGAUCCCUUCAUUCAGGUGCCGGAGUGGCGGAUGGUGGUCUACGAGCUCACCAAAGAGUUUCGUGGUCAAUCGUCGUCCUUCCUUUUGGCCGUGCUACUGCAGAUGUCGGAGGCGGAAAGCUACAAGGAAGAGCUCGCGUCCAACCCCUCGAGCACCUCCAAUUUCAUUGUGUUCUGUCGCACCUUUCGCACCGAGCUCACGCGCUUCUUCGACCUCCUGAACAAGGACGCUUCCCUCGUAACAUGUGCCAUCGACGAUUUCUGCAAAGUCUGCAGCUUCUCCGAGUACACCUACGUGUACUCGCAGGCGGUGUUGCAUCGGUUGAUGUGCGUCAGGCCUGAGGAGCGACCCUACCUACAAUAUGUUAGCCAGGCUCUCACGGACGCCGCCAUGGAGCGCAGCAGCAACGUGCUGCGCCAGGACCUUCGCUUCAAAUUCUCGUCUGCCGGUGAGUACUCUGAGAUCUUCAGCAUCCUGCAGUCGAUGAGCCGCUUCGGCCGGCACGUCAAGGUCGAGCCUGGGGAGGUCUCGAAGCUCUCUGGCCUGGUGCAGGGGCUGCUGGACUGGGCGGUGCCUGGGCCGCAGGGGCCCCCGACGCAGCCGCCCCCGAAGGCCCACGAGGAGGCCCCGGGGGCGGCCCCGCCGUCGGCCUCCAAGGCGCCCUCGGAGGGCGGCACGGAGGCCAUGAGCGACGCUGGCAGCUGGCUGGACCCCGAGGACCGCGACGAGUGGGCGGCGCCCCCCUCGGACGGGCCCACGCCGGAGCCCGGCCUGGGCGCGCCCGCCUCGGAGGGCGGGGGCCGCGCCCUCUUCCCCGCCACGGGCUCCGUCUGCGAGUCGGAGCCCGACGAGGACGGCGAGGGCCGCUCGAGGCGGGUGCAGAUCUCCGUGGCGGGCUCCUCGCUGAUGACGCCGAAGGACGGGUCCACCACGGGGACGCCCAGAAGGCCAGGGAGGCCGUCCGCGACCCCAACGGGGCUGUCAGAGCGCACCGCCAGCAUCUUCCACAUGCCCGCGGUGUCGUCCGCAGCGUCUGGCGGCGCCCGCCCGGCGCCGCACGACGCCGGGCAGGGCGCCGUGGGCUUCCCAGAGAGCCCCGAGGCGCAGGGGCUGCUGCAGGCCCUGCGCUGCCCCCACCUCCUGGAGGCCGUCCUCGCAAGGUUCCUGGAGCCGUCCUCGGUCCUCGGCGCCUGGGAGCUGCGCGCCUUCGCGCGCCUCCUCGCGGCCAUGACCGUGGACGGGCUCUGGCCGGGCUUGGGCGCAGACAAGCCGGGCCACCGCGACCUCGCGAGGGGCACGAUGGCCGCCUGCGCGGAAGAGCUCGAGCGGGUGUACCAGGUGGCCCCCUAA